Messenger RNA from Orbicella faveolata, 2131 nucleotides. Its product is annotated as serine/threonine-protein kinase SMG1-like. The record is from RefSeq and is a predicted model, not a curated record. Gene Ontology annotation, cellular component: nucleus. Gene Ontology annotation, molecular function: protein serine/threonine kinase activity; protein binding. Lineage: Eukaryota; Metazoa; Cnidaria; Anthozoa; Scleractinia; Merulinidae. Gene Ontology annotation, biological process: phosphorylation; nuclear-transcribed mRNA catabolic process, nonsense-mediated decay.
CUUUGGUGAAAAUUAACCAAAAAUAUCAGAGAUCUGUGGACAUCUUUGGAAGAAAGGAUGCUUUUUAGUCUCCUGCCCCAUCUCAUCACUUUAUCUUUAUCAGCUUAGUCCAACUAAGAAAAGAGGUUUGUUUCUGAAGGUGGGUCAUUACUUGAAAAAAAUUCUUUGGUCAGACAAGGUCAUUCCAUUAGAUUUAAUUGUCCAGCUUUGAUGGCCUUUGAUACUCCUCUUAUUUAGCAAUAAAGUUAUCAAAACACUUGGGUCAUAUGUAAAUAGAAUUCCUAUUAAGCAAGAGAAGUUUCUGGAAGUAUUUUUCUUAACUGCUUACUUAAUAUAAAAUCGGGUGUCAUGUUUUAUUUUUCAGAACGAAAUAACAUGUUUGGUGAUGAUUCUCGUUUAUCGCAUCUUGUAAAGAGGAUUACCAAAGAGUCUGAACGUGAGCGACGUUUAACUGCAGCUCAACAGUUUGAAGAAUUCCUUAGCACUCCUGAUAAUUAUCAGAUAGUAGACAAGUAUGCAGAGAAUCUAUUUUCAGCCUUAGAAGAUGUGCUGUUUGAAAGGGGACAGCCAGAACUUAAAGAGAAAGUAGCACUAUGUGUUGGUUUGAUUGGUGGAAUUUUAGGCAAUGAGGCUGGAAGGUUUUUUCAGUGGAUCUUUACCAAACUAGAGUCAUCUGUAUCGGAUGAAGUCAAGAUCUUACUGCUUACCGCACUGUCAAAGGCGAUUCAAGUGGACACCAAAAACAAAUGCUUCAGAGAUUUCAUGAUGAACGUCAUGAGCAGCUUGCAGAAUAUCUUGGAAAAUGUGGAUACAUCAGAUUUGCUACGUGCAGCUCUUAAUGUGAUGAUGCCAAUUGCUCUAGACUACCCACAUGCAUUUGCAGGCCACUUCAGGGACACUGUAGACAUCCUUGUUGGAUGGCACAUAGACACUUCACAGCAGAAUUCUCUCACCAGCUACACAUCAGAAAAGUUUUGGUCUAGUCAGUUCAUUAGUGGCUUAAGCAUUUCUUAUGAUGUUACAGAAUGUCUGGUUAAGUUGCAUGACUACUGGGCUUCAGACAUUGCCUUUUCUCUGACACUACUGAGCCAGUUUCUUGAAGAUAUGGAAGCUUAUGCCGAGGAAUUAGGCAUGUUAUCAAACCAAGUUGUGACUUCAGAGGAAAUUCCAUCACCCUAUGUGUCCCUGCCAAGGUUGACGGCACUAGUGAGAGUAUUCACAACAGUUGUUAAUGGCAUAGGACCAAGCUUUUCACCAAACAGGAGCCCUUCCAUCACACCUCCUUAUUUGACAGAGGUGAGAUUAGUGUUCUGGAAAAAAAAAGAAAUGAUUCAUUCUUGUUCUUUGAUAUAGAGACUGAGCUGAGUUACAGUUUUAAUGUAUUGGUCAGAAAGUGUGUUGAUACUGUGGCAUUCGGGUAUAAUUAUACCAAGUAUCUUUAAAGUCUAAGGCCAGGAAACCAUCGUAGCUCUUCUCGCUAUGACCAAUUUUAUCAAUGUCACCUUCAUUUGCUGUGAAUUUCUUUUUUUAAAGAAAAAUGUUAACUGAAGUUUUAGUCAGUGCUUUCAAUAAGAUUUGAAGUAGACAUCUACCAAUAUAAAAGUAGGCAGCUAAGGAUAUAUAGGUGGGCGUAAGGCCACCUUUGCUAGGGCGUUCUGGGGGCUUGCUCCUCCAGAAAAUUUUGAAAUUUAAACCCUGGGAAAUACGAUUUCCAGCUUUCUGGGCAUCAAAGUUAGUUAAGUCGAUGAUGAAUAUAUGCUGGGACCGAUCUUUUUUGCUUGCUGCUUGUAAAUGAUUUAUCUCUGUUUGGGUUACUGAAGUACAUUGGCUUCCUUCACAACUGCAAGUGUGAAAACUGUGAACAGGCUUGUUGAAUGAAUUUCCAAAUGAUGAACAAAUAAAGUCUUUCAUUUGUUUGAUUGAUGGCCCUUUGCAUGGCUCACAACUUUCCAAAAAUUGUGAAAAUGACAAGGUCUUAUCUGUGACUUCAGACCAUACAGUGUUAGAAUCGGUUGGUUGAUUGGCAAAAUUUCAUCAUUGGAAUGAAGCGUUUUGUUUUCUGCAAUUGAAGAAGCUAGUCAUAAAAGGGGAUAAGUGACGAUUUUGGUUGCUUUUCUUUUUUCUUGCUCCA